CGCUAUAAUGCCACACUAUGGCGACCAGUCGGCGGGGUGCGAUUAGUAUUUCUGUUUGGAGUGGCCUUACACAGGUGGUAGAGGCAUUUUAUUAUCAAAUACUUGUUGCCAUGUGUAAUUUUGCUGCAUGCGAUGCUUCUCUGUGCUUUUUGUUUGGAUAAAUCUGAAAAGCAAGGGUUUUGGCUGACAGAGACGGAGGAGAGUUCAGCUCCGUCAGCUCACAGCUGAGACAGAGAGACGGAACACACUGGUUUGGACAGAGAAGAACGUGCAGCAGAAAUGCAGAGAGCUGUGUGGUUUCUCAUCACCGUCUACGCCUCGGUGCCAGUUCUUCUCUAUUUGUUUCCCUGGAUUCUGGGCUAUGCUAUAUUUUCUCACUUGUUGAGGUUUCCAUUCUUUGUGGAUCUCAGCCGACCUGAAGCUGUGCUGAACCACACAUGCAACUUCUACCUCAGCACCGAGGCCGGCGUCUCAGUGGGCGUGUGGCAUACGCUCCCUGCCAGCCAAUGGGAGGAGGCCGUGGGGAGAAGCCCUGAGUGGUACCGGGAGACGCUGGGUGACGGCCGCCCUGUUAUUAUCUAUCUCCAUGGAAACCUUGGGACCAGGGCCAUAAACCACAGAGUGGAGCUGGUGAAGAUUCUGAGCACUGCAGGCUAUCACGUCUUAUCUUUAGACUAUAGAGGAUUUGGAGACUCCACCGGGGAGCCGAGUGAGGAUGGACUAACCAGGGACGCCCUCUACCUGUACCACUGGGUGAAGAAGCGAAGCAGAGGGAGUCUCGUGUGCUUGUGGGGACACUCGCUCGGUUCUGGUGUGGCAACCAAUACAGCCAUGAGGAUCCAAGAGCAAGAGUCUGCGGCUGAUGCUAUAAUCCUUGAAGCUCCGUACACAAGAAUCGGAGAGCUUGUAAUCAUACACCCACUCCUCAAGAUUUACAAGUUCCUUCCAGGGUUUGAGAGUCUGAUUUGGAACAUACUGGAAAGGAACAACAUAGUCUUUGCUAAUAAUGAAAAUUUAAAGGCCUUGACCAGUCCAGUCCUUAUUCUGCAUUCAGAGGAUGACAGUAUUGUUCCUUAUCACAUGGGUCUAAAGCUGCACCAGAUUUCACGCGAGGCUCAGACGCAACGCAACGCAGACAUUCGGGUUGAAAUGGUCUCCUACCCGGCAAAGCUUGGCUUCGGCCACAACAACAUAUACUUGGAUCCCAAUCUGCCAAAUGUGGUUAGGGACUUUCUACAAGCCUGAGGCCGUGAAGUGGCUCAGAAGAAGUGCAUCAUUGUCCGCAUUCCUCAAAAUACUUCUGUCCUGUACUUUAUCAUAAGUGUUUGAAGCUUUACACACUGAAGGAAACUCUUAAUAUAGUACAUGUUUUAUUUAAACACUACAAAAUUCUUUAGAGCAGAAAUUAGGUAGGUUUACAUUUUUCCCUAAUCCUCGUUAAACUGUGAAACAGAUGCAAAUAAAAUCUGCCUAGAGUCUUGAAUAUCA
This is a messenger RNA of Betta splendens (Siamese fighting fish), 1488 nucleotides long. Its product is annotated as lysophosphatidylserine lipase ABHD12-like. Gene Ontology annotation, biological process: monoacylglycerol catabolic process; phosphatidylserine catabolic process. The record is from RefSeq and is a predicted model, not a curated record. Gene Ontology annotation, cellular component: endoplasmic reticulum membrane. The transcript is spliced from 13 exons. Bases 280 to 1245 code for a protein of 321 amino acids. Gene Ontology annotation, molecular function: monoacylglycerol lipase activity; phosphatidylcholine lysophospholipase A1 activity. Lineage: Eukaryota; Metazoa; Chordata; Actinopteri; Anabantiformes; Osphronemidae.